Molecule: messenger RNA, 1879 nt
Organism: Papilio xuthus (Asian swallowtail)
Lineage: Eukaryota; Metazoa; Arthropoda; Insecta; Lepidoptera; Papilionidae
Product: tryptase beta-2
Exons: 10
Coding region: 104-1423 (439 amino acids)
Biological process (GO): proteolysis
Molecular function (GO): serine-type endopeptidase activity
Source: RefSeq, a predicted model, not a curated record
GAUGUCGGCAGUUUUCCUGUUAAGUUAGUCAGUUGGCGCGUCCUCGUCGACCUGGGACGUCGUUUCGCGCCUAAAGUUAAUCUGUGACAGUUGUCAAAGAAAAAUGAGAUUUAACUGUUUACUCGUGGCGCUAGUGUCGCUUUUCUGUCUCACUGCGGGCCAGUCCAGCGAUGACGACGCUAUGGCGACUAUACUGGAGAACGAAGCUGGUGAUGGCUACGUGAACCUCGAUCCUGAUCUAAGCGAAACUAAUAGAGUUGCAGCGAAAUCCGGUACAGACGAGCCUCAAGUCGAGUCUUGCACAACAAAGGAAGGACAACCAGGCAUCUGUGUGAAGUAUUAUCUCUGCGAUCAGGACUCUAAGACUAUUAUAGAAGAUGGAUAUACCAUAAUAGACGUCAGGAUAAGUGGAGCAUGUGCUAAAUUUUUAGAUGUCUGUUGCCAACGUAAUCAAGUUACCGAUGACCAAAAGAAAACCACAACUGUUGUAACUCCCCUUGCCACAUCAACAGACGACAAAGCUAGCUCUAACAUAAACGAACCUUUGUUCGAGAAGAAAACAAAAGUCGGCAAAUGUGGGAUAAGUAAUCCGGGUAUAAAUAUAUUUGGUGAUAGUCCCAGGAUGUUGUCACCUGAUGACAAAGUAUACGCCGAUUUUGGUGAAUAUCCCUGGAUGGUUGCAAUACUUAGACGUAAUGUAGACGAAGAAAAAUGGAAUUCAAACAACUACAAAGGUGGUGGCACUCUCAUACAUCCAUCUGUCGUAUUGACAGUGGCUCAUAAAAUUGCUGGAUUGAGACCAGAGGAAUUAAAAAUCCGAGCUGGUGAUUGGGACACGAACACACAAGACGAAGAGUACGGACACCAAGAAGUAAAUGUGAAAAAAAUUGUAGUUCAUGAGAAUUUUUUCAGUGUGAGCUUAUACAAUGAUAUCGCCCUGUUGUUUUUGGAAACACCUGUGGUAAUGGAUAGUCAGUACCCUAACAUUGCGUUGGGAUGCUUGGACAGAAGACCACCACCUAUCAACACAACUUGCUUCAGUAUGGGCUGGGGAGCUGAUAACUUUAAUAACAAGAACGUAUAUGCAUCUGUGCUAAAGAAGGUGAAGCUUCAAGUCUUAGACCAUAUGAUUUGCGAAUCAUUGCUAAAGAAGACACGUCUUGGCCCACUUUUCAAACUGCACGAGUCCUUUAUUUGUGCCGGAGGUGAACAAGGCUUAGACACAUGCAAGGGUGACGGAGGAUCUUCACUCGUGUGUCCAAUUAAAAAUACUUACGUUGUCUACGGCAUGGUCUCGUGGGGCAUGUCUUGCGGUGUCAAGGGUGUCCCUGGCGUGUAUGUAAAUGUUCCCUCAUUCUACGAUUGGGUGAACAAACAAAUUGCAGCAGAGGGUUAUGAUACCAAAACCUAUGUAUUAACGUAGACUUAGUUGUUAUUACCUGACAAAAAACAGUACACAAACAAAAUCUGAUCCUUUGAUAAUAUGUCAAACUUUACUCUGUGUUCUGACCGGCGAUACGAUGUAAUGUAACAUGUUACACGGUGAGCAAUCACGUAAUAAAUGUUGCCGCUCGAAUGUUACAUUUUAUAAUAUUACACUUCAUUAUUCGUAACAUCAUUCAGUAUACAGCUUAACAAUAACUUAUUAGAGCCUUAGUCAAUAUCAAAAUAGUGUGACAAAAUCGUAUAAACCGACAGUUAUCCAAUCCUGUAAUAAGUACUACUUUAAUAUAACAGACAAUGUGGAAUUUUGCGAUAAAUUGUAACAUAAUUCUUGUCCUUUUAAGCUGUUAAGAAAUUUCAUUUUCUUUCGAUUAAUUAUAGUCCAUAUUCUUUAGUUUAUUUCAAAUGACUAUCAGUCAGAAGUGAUUUUUAUUCU